AUGAACAACCUCUCCAGCUCCAUCCGCUUCCUCGCAAGGUCAAAGCAGCGCAAACGUCUCUCCCUCAUCUCAGACGACGGCAUCGAGCAUGAAGCUGACAGAGAUGGAGAGACAGAAGACGACCACGAGCAAGAAGAGCAAGCUGGCGACGUAUCUAAUGACUCGUCGGAGACAUCUGCUGCAACCACCAUCACCCUCGGUACCCUCUUUGACAGGGGAGACACGGCAGAGACAUCGCCAAGUAGGCUGACACCGACAGCAUCGCGUACAAACUCCGUCACCAGCUUGCGUGCAAACUUCUCCUUUCGUCUCAAGCGCAGGCCAUCGACGCUGCAGGUAACAAAGAGGCAUACCAUGCCAGAAGACAGUAUACCGCAGGAUGGGAAGACGGAGCAGCGUCCAGCCAACAAGCGCGCAGAGACAGACUCAUCUGUGCUAGAUCGCGCACGCUCAUUCAUGUCGCGUAGUCUGUCACGCAGCCUACCGCAGCGUCGCAUCAAGCCCAAGCCAACAAAGAUAUUCAACAGUAUGCCACGCACGAGCAAGUCACGUCCGCCCAUCCCAAUCUAUGAGCCCGCGCCACCGACACCGAUGGCAGAUGUGGAUAUUUGGACGCGCCAGCUGUGCAAGUCCCUGGAUGCAACGACUUACAAGGUAUUCAAUCGCUCUGAAUUCAUGUCAUCGGCCAAUAGCGUGCUACGCGUCGUCAACUAG
This is a messenger RNA of Protomyces lactucae-debilis, 714 nucleotides long. RefSeq lists its product as uncharacterized. The coding region runs from base 1 to 714 and encodes 237 amino acids. Lineage: Eukaryota; Fungi; Ascomycota; Taphrinomycetes; Taphrinales; Protomycetaceae. The record is from RefSeq and is a predicted model, not a curated record. The transcript has 2 exons.